AUGGCUCCUUCCCAAACUCCGCAAAUAGAUGUUGAGUUCCGUACUGUCGACGGGGUUACCUUGCGAGGAUUUUUCUAUGCACCUGCUGGAGCUGUAAAGGUCCCGUGCAUUAUCAUGACCCAUGGGUUCUCUGGUCUCAAGGAGCAAUUCCUCCCCGAUUUUGCUGAGCGUUUCCGUGACGCGGGCUACGCAGUGCUCAUCUAUGACCACCGCAGCUGGGGGACCAGCGACGGUCUUCCACGCAACGAAACUGACCCUACAAGGCAAGCACUGGACUACGCUGAUGCCUUGGAUUAUGUGGCUUCACUCCCGGAAGUGGAACCAACAGAUAUCGUGUUUUGGGGUAGCAGCAUGGGCGGUGGAAUCGGUAUCCUUGCUGCAGCUUUCGACCAGCGUAUUGCGGCAGUUAUCGUGCAGGUUCCGUUUGUGUCUGGGGAGGCUAUCAGCCCUUUCCUGCAGACUUAUUUCCCUGCUAUGUACGCCGACCGGAAAAGUAUCAAAUCUGGCCACCCUCCCGCAAUGACCAAGGUCAUUCCAGAGACAGCUGAGUCUGCUGAAAGAGGCGACUCGGGAGCCUUGAUGGGCAAGCCUGAUGUGGCUCCUUACUUGAAGGAACUGGCUCGUCGUGAGCAACCAUGGGAACUUGAAGUGACUUUGCAAUCCGUUUUCAACAUUUCCACCUUCGAGCCGCGAGCAUUCAUCCAUCGAAUUUCGCCCACGCCGCUUCUAAUGGUGAUUGCAGAAAAGGACGCCACCGUGCCAACCUCCUCGCAACUUGAAGCUUUUGCUUCUGCCCGCGAACCGAAGAAAUUGGCCGUUAUAAGCAAUUCGGAGCAUUUUGAUUUGUACUUCGGCAACGAAUUUGAAGAGAACAUGGCCGCGCAGCUGGAUUUCCUUAGGACUGUGUUCUCGGAUCGCCCCAGAAGCUGCUAG
Penicillium griseofulvum is the source of this 933-nucleotide messenger RNA. RefSeq names its product alpha/beta hydrolase. The record is from RefSeq and is a predicted model, not a curated record. The transcript has 2 exons. The coding region runs from base 1 to 933 and encodes 310 amino acids. Lineage: Eukaryota; Fungi; Ascomycota; Eurotiomycetes; Eurotiales; Aspergillaceae.